Xyrauchen texanus (razorback sucker) is the source of this 6335-nucleotide messenger RNA. Its product is annotated as rho GTPase-activating protein 39-like. Gene Ontology annotation, cellular component: cytoplasm; cytoskeleton. Lineage: Eukaryota; Metazoa; Chordata; Actinopteri; Cypriniformes; Catostomidae. The transcript is spliced from 9 exons. Gene Ontology annotation, molecular function: GTPase activator activity; protein binding. The record is from RefSeq and is a predicted model, not a curated record. Gene Ontology annotation, biological process: signal transduction. The coding region runs from base 694 to 3510 and encodes 938 amino acids.
GUGGUGUGUGCAUCAGUGUAAUGACUCCAGCCAGACACAUUUCUAGCAGUUUUAGAGGUUUGACAUCUUCCACAGCGCUUUAAAGUUGAAUAUUCUCAGUAGAAUUCAAAUGGGCUGUGUACGUUUUGUGGUCUCCACCGAGAUAUCGAGUGAAGGCUUGUUCAGUCGCGUGAUUGUUGUAUCUUUGGAGCACGCUGACGAGCAUUGUGGUGGUAAAUUUGCUUUGGCGGCCUGUAAAUUCAAGUCUCAAACUUAUGGAAAAAGUAUACCAGCAAGAUUUGUUGCUAUGUUUUAUUUCUUUUACGUUGAAUUACAUUGUUUUGUUUUUUGGCAUAAGAUUUAUUUGGGUAGUGUGAGAGUGUGACACAGAGCCUGAAAGCAUGUGUCUCACGCUGAAAGCGUUGGCAGUCAUGGUACUGUACGUGUGUCCGGGCACAUGCUAGUUCUCAGAGAAGCGAAUUUGCAGCUCAAACUUAAUUAAAGUAGGACAAGCUUUCCAGGGUGGACAUAUUUGUGGAGUGUGUGUGUGUGUGUGUGUGUGUUUGUGUGUGUGUGUGUGUGUGUGCAGCUAGAGGACAUCCAGUGCAGGCUGCCAUCAGGAGCAGUCUAGCCCAGUAACGGUGAGCUGUUUUUGGGUACCGUCAUUCCGCACGUCCUUUAGGCAGUGGGGGAAUCCUGGCUCUCUACUUGCACAUGUGUUACAUUCCCUAUGGAUAUCAGAAAGGGGAAACUGUUCAAAGAUGGCAGCCUGCUCCAGGAUCCAAGGCAGCCAUGUUGGUGAAAGUGAACAGCAUUGGUAGAAACCAAUCUCUGGGUCCUUCUAGCACCCACCAUCUCCUCCAUCUCAACCCCACCAACACAUGUACUGGUACCACUUCACCCAAGCCAAGUUACACUCCCCAACCUGACAGAACUUGCCUACUUGACAAAAUGGCUGUCCCAGGAGACUCCAAGCAGUACCAUCUCAAAAAAGCAGAUAAUGCCAAUUUCUGUCUGGUUCUGCCCACUUCUAGCUCUUACUCUUACCCUGCCCAAUCACGCUCUGGAGCAGGUACACCUCGCCCUUCCUCCCCAAAGUAUGGAGCCACACCCUCAGUACCCAUCUAUGAUGAACCCCCACUCAUGGACCCACCCAUUUAUGAUGAACCCCCAGUGGAAAUGGAAGUGGAGGGGGGGCACCGUUUAAACCGAGGACCCUACUCCACCAAUCACAGCUUGACGCAAGGAACCCAGCAUCCUAAACUUCUCCAGUACUCCCAGUCCAAGCACACUUGCAGCUCUUCUGCUAGUGAGUACAGUCCAGCUGGCCGGGAGUGCAUCAAGCACAUGGUAAAUGUGGAUGUGGCUACAUCCAAGCACCAGUCCUCUAAUCCCAGUGAGGUUUCUUCAAACACAGCCAGUUCUCAAAUCCAGCCUCAGUCCACAAUCCCUGCCCAGAUUAAAAAGGAGGUCUCUGUAGAGAAGAAGCAUUCAUGGAGAUUAUUGGAGCAUCACCACAGCCGUCAAAGCAGCCUGGCCUCCCAGGAGUACACAAGUCCUGCUGCCGUUACGUACCAGGACUCGGGCUACUCUACCGGGCCAUCACCAAGCCUGCGGAGGAAGAACCGGCGUCGCGCAGCUCUGGGUGUAGGGUCGGGGCGGCCCGGCUCCAUGGACAGCAGUGGAGAAUUGAGUGCACUCAAUGAGAAGCUGAUGGCAGAAAUGAGAGCAGUGGUGAACCGUUCAAAUGUGCUUCAUGGAAGCAAGGCCAGUCUGGACACUGAGAUGGGCUCAGUGGCUUCUGAGUGUACUGCCCGCUCACCGGUCAGUUCAUUAAAGAUAGGUGCAAGAGGGAGUGGAACGCUGGGGUCAAGGGAGGAUGUGACAUCAAGUAAUCACUCACUGUAUAGGGGUGGGUGUAGUAACCAUGGUGACAUACUGCUGUCGCCACUGGUGACUGAUGGCAUGGGAGGCAGGCAGAAAAGGAUGUUCGAGAGAGUGGAUUCAUUGGGAAAGAGUGUAACGUCACAGACCAGUUUGUCCUCUCCAGAACCACCCAGGUCACCAUCACAGAUAGGAACACUGGAAUCCAAAAUUCAGCAGGACGUGUUGCCCCAAGACUGUGACCAUGAAAGAGUGGGUCGUGGAACUGCCCGCAUCACCCUUAGAAACAACAACAACAGCCCACCACCCUCCCACACCAGCACGGGUUACCAGUACCCGUAUUCCACCCUCUGCAAGCCUCCACAUGAUGCCAACAUGGAGGACUGGGCCAGCAAGAAUCUUAACCAGCACACACAGGGCCUGUUCCGCCGACGAGUUUCCAUAGCUAAUAUGCUAUCGUGGAACCGCGGCUCCAUUAAGAAACCCAUGUUGAUUACCAGCGACCAGGCUGUCAAGAAGGAAUCAUGCGAGAUGUACAAGCUGGUACAGGCCUACAUGGGAGACAGGCCGGCCAGGCUGGAUAAACGGCAUGCAGCCCUUCAAGUAGUGACAAAGUGUUGGGGAAUGCAAGGUUUGAGGGAUGAGCUCUACGUGCAGUUGGUGCGGCAGACCACCGAUAACUUGAAUUUGAGGAGUCUGGAGGCGGGUUGGGAGCUGAUGGCCAUCAGCCUAACGAUUUUUUCGCCUUCCCCCAAAUUUAGACGCUACUUGGAAGGCUACAUCCAGAGACACCUUGAGCCCAGUAAUGAUAAGAAGAUUAUUCUGCAUAUCAUGGAACAACAGGACAUAAAAAACAAGAAGAAUUCAAAGUCCAGGAAGAAGAGGAAACAGAACAAUGAAGAAGAGGAGGAGCAGGGUCUUCCCAUCAGCACUUACGCUAAGUACUGCUACCGUAAGCUGCAGAAGGUGGCCAUUACUGGGGGCAAGAAGGGUCUGAGGAAGCCCACUCUGGAGGAGAUUGAUCACGGACGGAAUGCCAUCGUGACGCCAUCUCUGUUCGGCAGUGCUCUGGAGGAGAUCAUGGAGAGACAGAGUGAGCUCUUCCCAGAUAGGAAACUUCCUUGGGUGCAAGUGCAGCUCUCGCAAUACGUACUGGCCCUGGGUGGAGCCCAAACUGAGGGCAUUUUCAGAGUACCGGGGGACAUUGAUGAGGUGAAUGCUCUCAUGCUACAGGUGGACCAGUGGAAUAUUCCAGAAAACCUCUCUGAUCCCAAUGUCCCAGCAUCUCUGUUGAAGUUGUGGUACAGGGAGCUUGAGGAUCCAGUAAUUCCUCAGAGUUUCUAUAAGCAGUGUAUCAGUCACUAUGAAGAUCCUGAUGCUGCCAUUAGUGUGAUUCAGUCGCUACCAGAACUCAACAGAAUAGUGCUCUGCUACUUCAUCAACUUUUUACAGGUCUUUGCCCAGCCAGUGAAUGUGAGUAGGACUAAGAUGGAUGUGAAUAAUUUGGCGAUGGUCAUGGCUCCGAACUGCCUGCGUUGUCAGUCUGAUGAUCCUCGAAUCAUCUUCGAAAAUACUAGGAAAGAGAUGUCGUUCCUCCGUAUACUUAUUGUCCACCUGGACACCAGCUUCAUCAAGGGCUUAAUCUGACCCCUCAGACACAAAUCCUCUGCUAAAACUGUGGAAUGAAUCAUCCAGGAGAUGAUUUGAUUCAGGAUAUCCUUCUAGGAAUCAUUCUCAUCUUCAAGUUUCACAAUAUUAGUUCCACUGACUUUUGGAGUACACCUCAAAUCUGGACUUGGCUCAAAGUGUUCAUCCUAAACGAUUUUUUUUUUUUUUUGGAGCCUGUAUAAACUGAAUCGAUUUAGUAAAUUUGAUUUCAUGUGGCAAAGAUCAAAGACACGGUUACAGUACGAGACUUUAAUAAAGUCUUGCAUAGAAAAUAACAUAAAAUGCAUUACAUUUGUUUACUUGGGGUUGUUAUUUCUUCUAUCUUUUAUAUUAAUUAAAGGGGAAAUACAUCCUUUGGACAAUCAUAAUCUUUUCCUUUCAGUCCCAAUACCCUACAUGCAAUAUGAUCUGCAGUGUAUUACCUUAAUUUAAUAUGGCAUAAGUGUUCUGAUUAUUUAAUAGCAACUAUUUGUAAGCUUAAUAAUGAAUGGGGGGAGAAUUAUAGCCUUCAGUUUUGUGUAUAAGCCUACAAUCAAGCUCAGGAGGUGAUGUGUGAAUGUGUGAAUGCAUGUGUGAAGUGCCCAUGUAAACACACGCAACUAUGUGCAUGUCCGCAUUGCAAUAUGCGCCAAAUGGAAGGGUACCAUGAGCCAAAGUUAGGAAACUGUUUUUCAACCAUCACAACUGUAGUUUUCCAAACAUCUCUCAAUGUUCCCAUUUGAAAAUUCAAAACUAAGUUUCCAGAAGUUGGCUGGCUAUGUCAGUAUAGUUGGUCCAGAAACAUACUAAAUGCAAGCACACAAAUGCAGACGUGAAUGUUAAGUCAACAAAUUGCAAACAUGUGGCACCAUUGUAUAUACUUUAGUGUGAAGUGUGUAAUGCCACUAUCAUUUGAAAAUGGAAUGGCUAAAUAAUUACUGUUUUCAAACAGGUUUCCCAAACUCACUAAUGUUGUUUUGUCAGGCUGUUAAGGAUGCCCUAACAAUGUGUUUACACUUUUCAGGGAAAUCAACCUACAAAGAGCUUAGUUGUGUCUGCAUAUGAAUUUGGGAGCUAGUAUUUUAACAUCGCAAAAAUUACACCUCCUUUAUGAUGUACUUGUAUUAUUGCGUUACGAUGGUGAUGUCAAACAUCAGUACUCAAGGGGGCGAUGAAUUUACCUUGAAAGGACUGUGCCAGUAAACCUAAUGUGAUACUAUUUGGUAGCGGUUGACCUAUUAAUCGGUGUUACUGUAAGCGCAGAUUAGUUCUAGUGGGAAGACUCGCAGCUGUAGCCAAUCACAUGUAAGCCAUUGCUUUAUAAGUCUGCUCACAAUACACAUUGCCGUUUCACACGGCAACCUCGACCACCCAACCACCACAAGUUGAGUCCCGUCCUGCAUGGGGGUAGGCUCCUCGCCCCUGCCUCCUAUCUCUGGCAGGAUCUGACGUUCCGCGUACAACUUCUUCGGACCGCCAGACGGGGCUUACGCCAAAGAGAGACAUUAUAUUCCUGUUUCAUAUUCAUCAAAUAAAUGUAAUCUUAAACUUUACUCAAGUCUACGAGUCUUCCUGAUAGAACUAUUGGUUAUUGGAAAAAGUUUUACAGCGAUAUUUCUCCAAUAGUCCCCCUCCCCCGCCCCAUGGCUGGGGUUGGAAGGUUCUUAAGUGGUCACGGUGUAUUCUGGGCUUGUUUAUUGUUAAAUGUUCGCGUUUUGAACUAAUUAUAAUUUUUUUCUGGUUAUUAUCUGUAUUUUGGUUGCGCAUCUGGGAUUUCAUCCAAUUUGAACUCUAGUUGCCUCUAUGCACUAGGAAUCACAGUAGGAAAACACUUAAGAACAUGUUUAACACAUUCAAUUUCGGACCCCCUCGAAAACAAGAUGGUUCAUCUCAAAGGGUUUAUCCUAAUAAAUAAAAACUAUUUUGAUGAUUUUGAAAACUAUUGGCCGAUUAAUCGGUUAUCUGCCUUUUCCACCAACUUAGUUAUUAGUAUCUGCAAAAUCCAACAUCGGUUGACCUUUACUAUUAAGGUAUCUCGCUAUAAAAAUGUCGAGAGUUGUACUAACUUGCUCAGCAAGAUACUGUUCAAACUGUUGCUCCAAAACUGUCUGUAGAAGAUGAUUCACCUUGCAGAAAUCCAUUCGGACAUAUUUUUGAACGCAGCAUGUUUAAUUGAGCUUGUGUAGCUAGACGUAUUUGCGUUCAUGCACUAGAGUAGAGUGUAUUUCAGGCCUUGCCAUUAUCACUGGUACCUUUUGCCACCAAACUGAAAGCAAUACAUUGAUUUCUCUGUGUUUUUGGUAUAUGAACUCAUCUGUAAAUUCCAUUUUUAAUGGUUCACUCAAAACUGAACUACCAUGAUUCAUCCCUGAUAUUAAAUAAAAAUACAACUGGCUAUUGAUAUAAAGUGGGAUCUGCAAUCAGCUCUGUCUCUGCUUUUGUACAGUAUAUAGACCCCUCAUCUGAUGAAUAGUUGUGUUAUAAAGCUGAAUGAAUUGUGACAAUAAGUGAGCUAUUUGAUUUGAGACUCUGAAUGGGAGUGUUUAGUCCUCUUCUGUUGCACUUCCCCCUCAGUUACUUUCUCCCACCUGUGGGUCUUCAUGAUCUUGGCAGAGUCUGAAAUUCAUCCUGCACUCUUACUGUAAAUGCUCCUUAAGGAUUUUGUGUCUUAUUUGCUCUGGUCAUCAAAUAAAGAUUGACUUAGUUUCAUAAAGAACAUUUGUAUAAUUGAACAAAAUCUGUCCUCCAAUUUCUGUCUCUAUCCAUGACUUGCAGAAAGAUUAUGUACUUUGCAUGUAAAAUCAGAUUCCAUGUAGUCCAUAACA